AUGUUUGAACAUUACCUGGCAUUGAUUUUAUCUUUUGUAUUUUUAUUUAACAUCAGAGUCUUACGAGCAGUAAAAUGUGAUUUUGAUGGAACGCGUUUAGUAAACAACUUUAAUAUAACUGGAUUUCUUGGUACAUGGUAUGAAUUAGAAAGGACAACAUUUCACUGGGUAGACAACACCUGGCAUUCCCAGGUAUGGGCCUUUAAGCGAGGAAAUGAUGGUCAGCUAUAUAUGGCAUACACAGGGUUUUCUCCUCGCACACAGUCUUGCACUACUCCUAAUACCGGACUCUUGAGCGGAAACGGAGGCGCAUACACAUUAACAUCAAAGGAGGGAAGGUAUGAAGGUGCAUUACGAGUUGCUUACACAGACUACGAAAACAUUGCCCUGGUGUACAUGUGCUUUGCUCCUGUAAUACAGGGAACGUGUGACAGGACAACUGUUACUGUCUCCCUGCUCUCCCGGACAUCUGCUCUGUACACUCCACAGAGGUCCGUGCUGAUGACUCACAUGGAUUUAAAAUGCGUCGAAGAUCAUCACCUAAACCAAGCUAUGACAGGUCUUUGUCGGGAGCCUAUACCUACUAUUCCAGUUGGAAGAUAAGCAGCUUUGGAACAAAGGGAUAUCAGUGAAAUCCAAUCGAAUGUACGACAAUGAACUGAGAAG
Saccostrea echinata is the source of this 666-nucleotide messenger RNA. RefSeq lists its product as uncharacterized. The record is from RefSeq and is a predicted model, not a curated record. The transcript is spliced from 6 exons. Bases 1 to 603 code for a protein of 200 amino acids. Lineage: Eukaryota; Metazoa; Mollusca; Bivalvia; Ostreida; Ostreidae.